Molecule: messenger RNA, 931 nt
Organism: Trematosphaeria pertusa
Lineage: Eukaryota; Fungi; Ascomycota; Dothideomycetes; Pleosporales; Trematosphaeriaceae
Product: flavo protein
Exons: 1
Coding region: 61-600 (179 amino acids)
Molecular function (GO): FMN binding; electron transfer activity
Source: RefSeq, a predicted model, not a curated record
GUCAGAACUCCCUGCAUAAAUUCGAAGUUCUAAUACCACCCACGUGACAAUUCCAUCACCAUGCCGAUCUUAAUUCUCUACUCCUCAGAGAAGGGCAGCACUGGCGAGAUCGCCAAUCGUAUCUCCUCCCGUAUCGCGGAGCAACUCCCACCGACCGAGGUCCACAAUAUCCACGACUUCGAUGCCUCGCGUCUUGACGACUACACGGCCAUCGUCCUCGGCUCCUGCAUCCACAACAUGCAUUGGCUUCCCGAAGCGAAAGCCUUCCUCACCGCCAACAAAAAUGCCUUGAUCUCCAAGCCACUAUUUGCCUUCUCGGUCGGAGCAGCUGGUUCGAUGCCGAAGUUCGUUCGCGCUCAAUCGAUGAAGUCGGAAGAGAAGAAGAUGGCCCACGAUGUGCAGAAGGCGCUGGAUAAGAAAGUGAAAUUGCAUGCGCUUUUCAAUGGGAAGGUGGAGAAGAAGGAUGAGCCGUGGCUCAUGAGGUGCUGCUGUGGGAUGCUUGGUGGACUGACGUAUGGCGAUUUGAGGGAGUGGGAAAAGGUUGAUGCGUGGGCGGAUGAGGUGGUGAAGGAUUUGAAGGGGAGUGCUGAGGAGCACUAAGAUGGAGUGGUAAUUCAGGAGUUGAGAUUGGACAGGAUACCCGGGUUGGAUUCAGGGUGGAAGAAGAAAGAGACGAGGGCGAUAAGGAUGCUUCUGUAUGGGCGACUUUUGGUUGACAUUUCUGUAUGACUUUGACAUGACUUGCAAUCACCCCCGUUAAUAUUACCCCGUUUUGGCACUACGACACAAGGUUUUCUGGUGUGCCCGGAUGCCAGCCUUCGUGCAGCAGGAUCGCCCAGAGCACUCAGUGGACAGACCCGGGCCUGGCCGGACGCUGAGCCUAUUUACCGGACGUAUACGUCGAAUUGCCGUUUCCAUCAUUGUAGUAUGU